Protopolystoma xenopodis is the source of this 375-nucleotide messenger RNA. NCBI's taxonomy places the organism in Eukaryota, Metazoa, Platyhelminthes, Monogenea, Polystomatidea, Polystomatidae. The record is from the annotation of a GenBank genome assembly.
GUUAUCUCUCAAUUGCUACGUAAAGCGAAGGAUCAGAACCUCUUGAUACCUACACAGCAUGUAGAGGCCGGUGAUGAGUUUACAGGAGCCACGGUGAUCGAGCCUUGCAAAGGCUUCUACAACGAGCCGAUCGCCACUCUCGAUUUUGCCAGUCUGUAUCCAAGCGUGAUGAUAGCUCAUAAUCUCUGUUACACCUCCCUGCUGCCGGCAGCCAGUGGGCAGGCGGGAGGCAUUCAGGCUCAGGUGGAACGAUUCAAUCUGUCAGAGGACGACUUCAUCCGCACUCCGACGGGUGCAUAUUUCGUGAGGAAGAGCCGGAGGGAGGGCCUAUUGCCUGAGAUUCUCGAGCAGCUGCUGGCAGCCAGAAAGAGGUGA